Molecule: messenger RNA, 228 nt
Organism: Chondrus crispus (carragheen)
Lineage: Eukaryota; Rhodophyta; Florideophyceae; Gigartinales; Gigartinaceae
Exons: 1
Coding region: 1-228 (75 amino acids)
Source: RefSeq, a predicted model, not a curated record
AUGUUCACACACACCCGAACACGUGCAAGGCCCAGCAAGAGUACCUUCCUAGUAAACCUUUUAGAAACGCAAAAAUCGCAGCGAGCAACGACAAAGUGCUCAAGGCAACCCUGCUUUCUACAAGAGCGUUUUCCGGCUACCGCAGAGACAUUUGAAACAGCUUCAACCGUGUUGUACUUCACUGUUCGAGUAGAAUCUUCGUUCCAUCCUUCAGCAUGGAGCCAAUGA